Pieris macdunnoughi is the source of this 1158-nucleotide messenger RNA. Lineage: Eukaryota; Metazoa; Arthropoda; Insecta; Lepidoptera; Pieridae. The record is from the annotation of a GenBank genome assembly.
AUGUGUUUGGACAUGUCAUGUGGUGCGCCUGGCAUCCCAAGUCCGAUCCCACCGCGGAGCCCUACCGCCAUCCCGCUGUGGUCGCCACUGCUCGCGUUACAGGCUUGCCGGAUCAGAAGGUAUCUUAGCGAUGAUUGCAUGACUUAUCAAAAUCGCCAUCUUCUUCACUCUGAACGGCGUAGGUGCGGCGUUUGCCUCGCAUCCUUCCCUUCAGCUUGGUUAUUGGAAAGACACGCUGCACUUCAACAUGCUUCGCAAACAGCUUGUGAAGAUAAGCCAUUCGUUUGUGAACAGUGUGGACAAAGUUACCGAUAUAGAUCCGCUUAUGUCAAGCAUCGUGAACAAAAUCACCGAGCGAGACUGCCGGCGGAUAAGUUAUUUACAUGUGAUGUCUGCGGCAUGCAAUUUAGAUACCUAAAAUCUUUCAAAAAACAUCGUCUCAAUCACACCUUGGAAAGGCUUCACACUAAGAACACUGACCCUCCAGAAGAACCAGUGUCUAGCACCAAUGAAGUCUUAAUAGGACAAUGUGGGGAAAUGGAUUUAUCUCUCAAGAAGAGAAACAGAAAUGAAUCCACAAAAAGCCCGCCAAUUGAAGUUAUAGGUGAUGCGGAACAAGAUAGCACCGUAGAUUCUAAUGGCGCCACUGAUUCAAUCGUUACCGUCGAUGACUCCACUGACUGUCGAAACUCCAGUGCUGAAAGUGAAAUUAGGAGAGAUGAGGAUGCCGCCCCCGAAGAAAGAAAACGGGUUCCCGUUUCGUUCGCCAGCAUCAGCUCUAUGGCAGACAGCUCUGAAAGCGAAUCGAGAGGUGACGUUAGCAAAAUUGAGACAUCCAGUGCACAUUCAGGUAUCCUCGGAUUUUUGCAAAACGACGACAGACAAAGAGAUAGGGAGAGAAGAUUCGCGUGCCCCUUUUGUGGCAAAUGCGUCAGGUCAAAAGAAAACUUGAAAUUGCACGUUCGAAAGCACACUGGGGAGCGUCCGUUUGUGUGUCUAUUUUGUGGAAGGGCUUUUGGUGGGAAGAGCGAUUUGACCCGUCACUUGCGCAUACACACGGGUGAGCGCCCUUAUCACUGCGAAGCGUGCGGUAAGUGCUUUGCGCGAGCCGACUAUCUCUCGAAGCACCUCACCACACACGUCCACAACGCACGUUGA